AUGUACAGAAUUGUUCGUAUGAAUCGGAAAGGCCAUGAUAUUUUUGCUUUCCUGUCAAAGCCUCAAGGCCUGGUUACUCCUAAGAAAAAAGGGAACGGCAAUAAAAGAAGAAAAGGCAAAGGCCUGGGGAAGAAGAGAGACCCAUGCCUGCGGAAGUACAAGGAUUUCUGUAUUCACGGCGAAUGCAAAUACAUCCGAGAGCUGGGAGCUCCCUCCUGCAUAUGCCAGCCAGGAUAUCACGGAGAGAGAUGCCAUGGCCUCUCACUACCUGUGGAGCACCCCCCCAGCGCAUACGACCACACCACAGCACUGGCUGUUGUUGCUGUUAUCCUAUCCUCCCUGUGCCUUGUCAUCAUCGCAGCCCUGCUGAUGCUCAGGUGUCACAAAAGGGGUGGCUACGAUGUAGAAAACGAAGAGAAAAUCAAGCUGGGCAUCACUGUGAAUCACUGAGGAUGCCGGGUGCUGGCAAGGGGUCGGCACUAAUGCACUUCUACCUCCUGGAAGAGGCAAGAGCCACGGAGCCAGCACCGUCUCUUGGAGCCCGCAGUGUGGUGGGAGCUCACUGGAGCACCAGGACAGGACCUGCUUCGGGGCUGGUCGGGCAGCGGUGUCACUGCAGGGAGCUUGGUGGCCAUCUCUGGGACGAGGGGGCUCAGGAGAGGCACUCACUGACCAGCUGGCAGCAGAGGGGCUCUCCAGCAGCUCUCUAUCCACUGCAGUGCAUGCUGAGGAACAAACUGUGAAAGGCGAGGAGACCAGGCUCUGGGCUUUCUUAGGCGCAGGAGGGGUGGGAGGGUAACAGCUAUUUAACAAGAUAUUUUUCAUUUUAAAUUAUAUAUUUAUUUUAGAUAAACUGUACAUAGUAUUUAUAUUUAUUGCAGGUCUGGCCCUGUGUCCUUCACGUAGGUCAAGAUCACAGGGUCAGACCUCCCUUAUUUUUUAAGUGCAAUGUAAU
Molecule: messenger RNA, 955 nt
Organism: Opisthocomus hoazin
Lineage: Eukaryota; Metazoa; Chordata; Aves; Opisthocomiformes; Opisthocomidae
Source: RefSeq, a predicted model, not a curated record